AUGGAACCCUCACCAGCAGAGGGCAGAUUUGGCAAGAACGACCUCCUGUGGGUUAACCACGCCCAUCUUGACGGGCUCAAGGCAUAUCCGCCUGGUCCUUGCCUGCUCGAGUCGGGCAACUUCGCCGACGCCGAAAUCAUGUGCGCCAAACACAAAUGGAAGGUGCACAAGACCAUCUUGUGCACGCGCUGCAAGUGGUUUUUGAAGGCCUUCGCAGACCAAUAUCAGAAGGGACAGACUAACGUUGUGAACCUCCACAACCACAAAGAGAAGGACAUCAACACGCUCCUCCACUUCAUCUAUUCGGGCGUCCUCGAUGAAAGCUGGAUCCAGGAGACCAACGUAUCCUUCACCCAAUAUGCCAAUCUCUUCGCCCUUGGAGAGGCCUUCGAGCUUGAGCCGCUGUUUGACGACGCACUUGAUCUCCUGGGUGUUUUCUGCGACGAGAAGCUCCGCCAGCUUUGCUCUUACGACAUCAAGAUGUCGGGCCGCAGCGGCAUCAUCAAUGAGAAGUUGGACGGCCACGAGCAGUACAUUAAGGAGCUUAUUCAGGUCAUUUCGGAGGCAUACACCGAGGUCCUGCGCCCUUCGCGCCUCCAGUCGCUGCUGUCUAGUUUUGUCUGGGCCGGCCGGGAGCGGCUGCUCAAGACGAAGAAGGAUGGCUCCAAUGCGUUCCUCUCGUUGUCGGAACGGUGCCCCAUGUUCGGCAACGACAUCUUCCGGCUGACCAUGGGCAGCAACCUGUCAAACUGGCUGCCGGGCGACACCGCCACCAGGGCCACGUGUACCACCAUCGACCACACCCGCAAGACUCAGCACCCGGACCGCUGUGCAAACUGUCAGGAGUGCUUCGACGAAGGCUUCUAUCCCAAGGCCAUGUACAACCCCUUUCAGGUCAUCGUCCGCCCCGCCGCAUACUGCACGAGCUGCGUGCGUAAGAACCGCGACAAUCCCCAACCCCUGUGGCGCCAAGAACCCAAGGCCGCGCCCAAGCAGCUCGGCCCCGGCGUUGCCCCUAAGCCAGUCACUAAGCUACUGCAGAUAUCUAAGCCCAAGGGCAAGAAGCCAGAGACCACCGACACUCCCAAGCCCCGUCGUACCCCGAAGCAUCGCGGUGGCAAGAAAGUCGGCCAUCCAAGGAAGAAGGCCACUGUCGUCCCAGUCAAGGUCAUGAUUCCCGUCGAUGAGCCCGGCGCUCGGCGCCCUCAACUCCAUUGA
Molecule: messenger RNA, 1218 nt
Organism: Lasiosphaeria miniovina
Lineage: Eukaryota; Fungi; Ascomycota; Sordariomycetes; Sordariales; Lasiosphaeriaceae
Exons: 4
Coding region: 1-1218 (405 amino acids)
Molecular function (GO): protein binding
Source: RefSeq, a predicted model, not a curated record